GUCGUCGUCCACCGGCCUUCAUCUGCACGCCCGCCACCCGCACAUCCGCCGCCAUGGACGACCCGCCGCCGAAGCGCAAGUUCAACUUCCGCCAGGAGCCCAAGAAGAAGCCCAAGACGGACGAUGGCAGCGCCGCGCUCAAGACGGGCUUCGGCGCGAAGAUGAUGGCCAAGAUGGGCUACAAGGGCACCGGCGGCCUGGGGCGCGAGGGCGAGGGCAUCGCCGAGCCCAUCCAGGUCGUGCUGCGCGGCAGCAAGGGCGGCGUGGGCAUCGUCGCCGAGAAGAGCGAGCAGCAGAAGCGCGAGGAGCGCCGCAAGGCCGAGGUCAACGGCGACACCUACCUCGACUCGGACGAGGAGGACCGUCGCGAGCGCAAGAACAGGGCCAAGGCCGCCCGCGCCGCCCGCAGCGCGGCCCCGCGCCCCAAGAAGACGCUGUUCGAGCUCGAGGCCGCCGGCAUGCAUGUGCCGCUGGCCCUGCAGUCCAUCAUCGACGCCACCACCGGCGCCUCCACCCCGACCUCGGGCGUGUCUCUGCGCGGCAGCGACGUCGUGCCCUUUGAGAACUCGCUGCAGGCCCGCGUGCGCCGCGACCUGAACAGCUUCUCCGAGGCCUUCGAGGAGCUGCAGAUCGAGGCGCAGGCCAUUGCGCCGCAGGAGUAUGCGCUGGAGAAGGAGCUGGACGCCCUGGAGCGCCAGAUGGACGAGAUACGCCAUGUCAGCGCACGACUGCAGGCUAUGCGGACGGGUUCUUUUAGAGAUGUCUGCGCCGGCCUGAAGGACCUGCGCGCCGCCUACCCCUCGAAGCCCCUCCACCGCGAAUCCAUCGCCGUCAUCCACCCGCACUUCUCCCAGAUGAUCGCCUCGUGGUCGCCGCUAGAAGACGCCCUCGAAGAACCAGCCGCCGCCUUCUCCGAGCUCUCCAACGUCAUACAGCCGCGCAGCAGGCGCAUCCGCUCCGACGCCUACACACAUCCAUCAGACGCACUGGCCGCGCGCACCCCGCUCGACGACGAGGCGCCGAUCAAGCGCGGCACGUCGUCCUCCUACGAGACCAUGAUGCUCAAGCUCUGGCUGCCGUCAGUCAGCUCAGCCGUCACGCAAUGGGACGUCAAGGACCCCCGUCCGAUGGUGCAUCUGAUCGAGGUGUGGCGGCCAGUCCUGCCGCCGUUUGUCGCGAAACGCGUGCUGGAGCAGAUCACGCGGAAGCUCUCCACCUCGGUGCACGAGUGGAAUCCACGCAAGUUCAAGAGAAGCCCGCACACGUGGAUCGUCGAAUGGCUGCCGUACCUCGCGCCCGCCGACCUCGAUCCCAAGGGCUCUGGCCUGGUCGCUGACAUCAAGCGCAAGCUGCGCCACGCACUGCAGUCCAUCGACAUCUCGCGCGGCACGCUGUCCGGCAUGGAGCAGUGGAGGAAGGUCUUUGGCAGGGCCGAGAUCGACCGCAUGCUCACCAACCACCUUGUCCCACGCCUCGCGAGCCACCUGCGGGACACCUUCGAAAUCAACCCCGCCGAACAAGACAUGGCGCCCCUCGAAGCCGUGUUCGCGUGGAAGGGCCUUCUCUCAGACCAAACCCUCGGCGAGCUCCUCAAAGCCCAGUUCUUCCCCAAGUUCCUGGCCAUCGUGCACCAGUGGCUGUCCAGCGAGGCCGUCGUCUUCAACGAAGUCCAGGAAUGGAUCACAUGGUGGCGCGACACCCUGGGCGAGGACGUCAACGCCCUGCCCGCCGUCGCGACCUGCUGGGCCGACGCCUACACGCUGAUCAACCAGGCGCUCGACCUCGGCGACGCCCGCCUAACCGACCUGCCCGCACCACACACCGCGAGCCCCCGCGCCUCCCCCGAGCCCUCCGCAUCCACCACCAGAGACCCCCCCCGCCCCCCCGCACCCGAAGAAGCCACCUUCAAAGACGUCGUCGAGGAGUUCUGCGCCGACGAGAACCUGCUGCUGAUGCCGCUGCGCGAGGCCCACGACGUGACGGGGCUGCCCUUGUUCCGCAUCACGGCGAGCGCGACGGGGCGCGGCGGCGCGGUCGCGUAUUUCAAGGGCGAUGUCUUGUGGGUGCAGAGUAAGCGCGAUAAGGCGCUGUGGGAGCCGACGGGGCUGGAUGGGGGGUUGACGGCGAGGGCGGAGGGAAGGUAGGGGGGUGGGUGGAUAUGAGCAUGUGUUUCUGGGGCAGGGAAUAGAGAUGCGGUGUAGACAAGGUAGAGAAGCCUGGCACCAAAGCGAAGGAGUGAGCUGGCCUCAAGCGUGGAACAAGAACCACAAGGCCUCGUGGGAGUCCAGUGGACCGGUCUGCACCAAAGCCUGACACCAAGGCGAAGGAGUGAGCUCUCGAGUGUCAAACACCACCGCCCAUGCUUCCAAGACUCG
This is a messenger RNA of Boeremia exigua, 2375 nucleotides long. RefSeq names its product GC-rich sequence DNA-binding factor-like protein-domain-containing protein. The transcript has a single exon. The record is from RefSeq and is a predicted model, not a curated record. Gene Ontology annotation, biological process: spliceosomal complex disassembly. Gene Ontology annotation, cellular component: U2-type post-mRNA release spliceosomal complex. Lineage: Eukaryota; Fungi; Ascomycota; Dothideomycetes; Pleosporales; Didymellaceae. Gene Ontology annotation, molecular function: nucleic acid binding. The coding region runs from base 54 to 2144 and encodes 696 amino acids.